Onychostoma macrolepis is the source of this 3050-nucleotide messenger RNA. RefSeq lists its product as uncharacterized. The transcript has a single exon. Lineage: Eukaryota; Metazoa; Chordata; Actinopteri; Cypriniformes; Cyprinidae. The coding region runs from base 2007 to 2795 and encodes 262 amino acids. Gene Ontology annotation, molecular function: catalytic activity. The record is from RefSeq and is a predicted model, not a curated record.
AGAGAAGAUACAGAACUUAGAAAUAUUUAUUUCAAGAUGCAAAAAUUGAAAUUGUACAACUGUUCACUUGAAUUUUUAUAUAAAUUUUUUUCUAUGAAAUUGCAGAGGUUUAUUUUUUAUCAAGUGUACAGUUGUACAGUUUCAUUUUUUGCAUCUUGAAAACAUAUUCUGUUUUCUGUUUCCCUCUGUGUUGAGUUUGUUUAACUUUUCUGUGUGAAAGAUAAAUGAGCCUUUAAAUCUCCUUUGUAAAUGCUUUAUAAGGUAUAAAUUGUCCUCACUUUAGAUGAGCUCACAAAAAUAGAUGGCUGGCAACCACUAAAUGUUUUAUAACUACCUGACUUGAUCAUGAAUUACAACAGGAACAUGUGAUAAUAAAGCAUUUAUUAACACUGAGCAACUAUUAUCAUGUGUCUAAAUAAUAAUUUAUAAAUGUACAAUUAAAUAGUUUAUUAAUCAUUUACUUACACUUUCUAAACGAUCUUAUGAACCACUGGCAACUCUUAAAUAACUGGUUUGUAAAUAACGUAAUAAUUUAGAAAUGAUAAAUUGAUCAUUAAUAAAGUAUGAAAAUACAAUUAUUAAACAUAGAUAUGCUCAAGAACAAAACAUUUAUAGCAGUAUUUAUAAACUGCUUACUAAUGCCUAUUAAUGUUGGAACAAUGCUUUAUGAAGGAUGAAUUGCCUAUUUACUAAUGCUUAACUAAUGAUUCAUAGUGUGCAGUUAUUAUAUACGGUUACUAUCUGGAGUUACAGUAUUCUGCCUUUAUUUUACUGUCCAUUAAAGUCUGCUACAUUUAAAUUAUGGUGUAACCUGUGUACUUUCAUACAUAUGUCAUUGAAGCACUUCAUUAGACAAACGAAUUAGAUCACGAUCUAAGUGCUCCAUAUAAGAAAAACACAGAUUUUUCACUCAGUGCCAGUCUGGGGCUGCCCACUUCUAGUUUCAUGCAUGCAGACUCAAAUACCAUGAUAGCAUAGCAUGUAGUAUGUAUCACACAUAAAAUCAGUAGUAACAGUUUGCAAUUAAAUCCAUAUCCUUACCUUUUCGUGUAACCUGACAAAAUCCAUGGCAAUGAACGUCAUCGGAGAUGUUUAUUCCACAAGCAUUCUGAGCAUUAUUCCUACUUGCUGGCGUUCACAUGAAUCCACAAGUCAUUCUUUUAGGUUAGGCUAUUUUCAUUAAAGUCGAUGUAAAAGUAAUUAAGCUAUGUUUUUUUUACACUUUUACAUUAGUGAAUAUUGCAAAUAAAUUGGUUACAAAACAGCAUUCACUCACGUUUAACUUUCUCUCCGGUUGUUACAGUCAGAAAAACAAUUAAUACAGUUAUAUUACUAAAUGUUAUUGUUACGGGACUGACGAGACGUGAGACGUGUGGAUCCAUAUGCAAGCUUUUAAUGAGCAGAGACGUGGUCAUAACAGGCAGGGUCGAACAGUGGCAAACAGGUAUAACAUGGGCGAGACAAAGAGUAAACAAAGACAAGCGUGGGUCGACGAUCGGCGAACAGUAUCCAAAGGGGUUAGAAAAAAGAGGCAAUCCAAAACGUAAGCGAUAGUCCAGGCAGAGGAAAACACAAUCCGACAAAGGGGAGGCAAGGCAAGGCAAGACUAGGGAAACUAACAGGGGCUCUGUAGGGCAGUGAUAAUGCAUACAAAUACUCGGCAGAGAGGGAUAGAAAGUCCAAGGCUUAUAAAGAGUGUCUGAUUGGAUACAGCUGUGUGCGUGUGAUCAGGUGAGCGUGUGAUUAGUCUUAGAGUUUGUACUUGACUAACUGGAGCCCAGGUCAGGAAGCAGACAGACUGGCUAAACCGAUCGUCUGCUAGCCGCCUCACGUCACAGAAGUCAGUUAACUCUCAGCACAUAGAGACUCCUUCACCUAGAUAUCACUCUAUAGAGACUGUGUCUGUUCCCCGAACUAGAAAAUACAGAAAACAUCCAAACCAAAGUAAUAGUAACAAUUUAAUUGAUGUUCAACAAAUAAAAAAACAAUAUAAUACAGAUAAACACAUGAUAAAGCUUGGCUUGAAUAUUAGAUCCCUUUCUUCAAAAGCACUUUUUGUAAAUGAUAUGUUCACUGACCAUAAACUAGAUGUGCUUUGUCUGACAGAAACCUGGCUAAAACAAGAUGAUUACAUUACUUUAAACGAGUCUACACCCCAAGAUUACUGUUACAAACAUGAACCGCGUCCAAAAGGUAAAGGGGGAGGUGUUGCUACAAUUUAUAGCAAUAUUUUCAGUAUCUCUCAAAGGUCGGGUUUCAAGUAUAAUUCGUUCGAAGUAAUGGUGCUUCAUAUAACGUUAUCCAAAGAAACAAGUGUUAAUGAUAAAUCCCCUGUGAUGUUUGUAUUGGCUACUGUAUACAGGCCACCAGGGCACCAUACAGACUUUAUUAAAGAAUUUUCUGAUCUUCUAUCGGAGUUAGUACUGACUGCAGAUAAAGUCCUAAUCGUUGGUGAUUUUAAUAUCCAUGUUGAUAAUGAAAGAGAUUCGUUGGGAUCAGCAUUUAUAGACAUUCUAAACUCAAUUGGUGUUAAACAACACGUGUCAGGACCUACUCAUUGUCGAAAUCAUACUCUAGAUUUAAUACUGUCACAUGGAAUUGAUGUCAGUGGCGUUGAAAUUUUGCAGCAGAGCGAUGAUAUCUCAGAUCAUUAUCUAGUCUCCUGUAUAUUCCAUAUAGCUAAAGCUGUAAAGCCAACUCCUUGUUACAAAUAUGGUAGAACUAGUGCUGGGCGGUAUGACCAAAAAUGUAUAUCACGGUAUUUUUCAAAAUUAUACCGGUUUCACGGUAUAUGACGGUAUUUAUUUUUUUCAUGCAUGAUCGGGUGUUAACCACAUUUUCUACUGAUUGAGAGAGGAAAAACUGCAGUAGAUUGACUUAGAAUGCCCUAUUUUACUGUCAUGAUGAGCGAAUAUUGUAGAAAAAUUCCACACUAAAUAGUGACUAAACACGACCCAUUAAUACAUGUUAACCAGGAGUCAUUCUCAUUUAUAAUCGUGACAUCGUCUGAUAAAAUCAACAUGCAUCUAACGUUAUACUAAAGAGCAGCU